Molecule: messenger RNA, 966 nt
Organism: Colletotrichum karsti
Lineage: Eukaryota; Fungi; Ascomycota; Sordariomycetes; Glomerellales; Glomerellaceae
Product: duf300 domain-containing protein
Exons: 5
Coding region: 1-966 (321 amino acids)
Biological process (GO): transport
Molecular function (GO): transporter activity
Source: RefSeq, a predicted model, not a curated record
AUGUGUCCCGACUCUGGACUCAAUGUCCCCAUCUCGGACAAACCCAUCGUCGGAGCCUUGACCUUCCAAGGCUUCUUGACUCUCGCCGGUGGCAUUCUCAUGAUGACUUCGUGCUCAAUGUCAUUCUACCAAAUAUUUCGCCAUGCCACCAACUACACCAAGCCUGGAGAACAACGCCAAAUCAUCCGGAUAUGUCUACUCGUCCCGAUCUACAGCAUCUCGGCGUUCCUCUCGAUCGUCUUUUACAAGAAACACGUCUAUCUAAGCGGCAUAUACCUGACAUACGAAGCUUGCGCGCUGGUCGCCUUCUACGCUCUCUCAACGUACGUCACGGAAUCCAUGGGCGUGCUGUGCUCCGAAGAGGGUGGGACGAAGUACGCUGAUUUCUGGCUGAGUACAGUAAUCUCGGUGGCUACGCUGAUCACAGCCAUGCACUGCCUGUUUCAGUUUUACUACCAGUCCAUGGAACAUCUAGAGCCUCACAAGCCCGUGUUGAAGUUCAUGGCUAUCAAGAUCGUAGUGUUCCUCACGUUGAUGCAGGACUACAUCCUGGACGCAAUCGUAGGAAAAGACGAUCAACCCCUCGGUCCGACCGACGCCAUAUCAUACCCUUCACUCUCCAUCGGGGUUCCGAAUCUGCUUCUCUGCCUCGAAAUCUUCGGCAUCGGAAUCCUUCACUUAUACGCAUACCCGUGGUCGCCAUAUGUUCUGCCUACCAGUUCCGGGGUGGUUGUUUCGGAGGGUCACAGCGUUGAACCCGACUCCGGGGACUCCGGAGCAAAAGGUGGACCCACCAUGGUGGACAUUCUGCCGGAGGCCGGCGUGGGUUACAGCCAGGGCGGAUUCCUGGGCUGGACGGCCUACCUCGACGCCCUCAACUUCUCGGACUUCGCGAUUGCCUUGUACAAUGGGGUCUUCUGGGUUUUCAUGCGGUACCCGGAGCAAGAUACGAGGGGCAGGAAGUGA